Molecule: messenger RNA, 1419 nt
Organism: Sycon ciliatum
Lineage: Eukaryota; Metazoa; Porifera; Calcarea; Leucosolenida; Sycettidae
Product: procathepsin L-like
Exons: 4
Coding region: 115-1089 (324 amino acids)
Biological process (GO): immune response; positive regulation of apoptotic signaling pathway; positive regulation of peptidase activity
Cellular component (GO): lysosome
Molecular function (GO): cysteine-type endopeptidase activity; cysteine-type endopeptidase activator activity involved in apoptotic process
Source: RefSeq, a predicted model, not a curated record
GGCACAACUACCGAAGUCGGAUCUUGUAGUUGUACUAGCUGGAGUUUCCUUCUGGAAAGCCAUUGGUCUACAUUCGUUCUUCCUGCUUUUUACGUUCCAAAAGAUCUUUUCAAGAUGCGUGCUGCCCUGAUUCUUGUCCUUGCCCUGGUCGGCCAUGGAUUUGCCAGGGAAAUGGCAGCCGAGUGGGAGAUGUUCAAGAUGGAACACGGCAAGAAGUACGCGGACAACAUGGAGGAUGACAUGCGCUACGGGUUGUGGACGAAGGCCAACGACUACAUCAACCAGUUCAACACGGAGGAUCACGGCUUCACGCUGGGCAUGAACCAGUUUGGUGACUUGACUGACGAGGAAUACCUGCAGUAUCUGGGCUACAACUCCAAGCUGCGCCGCAACAGCACCGGCAAGGUUUUCGAGGCCGUCACCGAUCCCAAGGAUCUGCCCACCUCCGUCGACUGGCGCUCGAAAGGAUACGUCACCCCAAUCAAGAAUCAGGCAGCCUGUGGAUCCUGCUGGGCAUUCAGUACCACUGGCUCACUAGAGGGACAACACUUCAAGAAGACCGGCAAGCUCGUCUCUCUAUCUGAGCAGAAUCUGGUCGAUUGCUCACAAGCUGAGGGUAAUCACGGCUGCCAGGGUGGUCUUAUGGACUUUGGCUUCACCUACAUCAAGAAGAACGGUGGAAUCGACACUGAGGCUAGCUACCCGUACACUGCCAAGAACGGCCAGUGCCACUACAACCCGACCAACUCCGGUGCCACCGUCAGCGGCUACACCGAUGUCAAGAAGGAGAGCGAGGCUGACCUGCAGGAGGCUGUCGCCACUGUGGGACCCGUCUCCGUCGCUAUCGAUGCCAGCUCCUCCUCGUUCCGCUACUACAAGUCCGGCGUGUUCUACCAUCUGUUCUGCUCUCACACUCGCCUCGACCAUGGUGUGCUGGCUGUCGGCUAUGGUGUUGACGGAGAGAAGGACUACUGGCUGGUCAAGAACAGCUGGGGAACCACCUGGGGCAAGGACGGCUACAUUGAGAUGGCACGCAACCGUGACAACAACUGCGGAAUCGCCACCUCUGCCAGCUAUCCUCUCGUGUAAGGAUUUCGCAGUGAGCCCACAGGAGUUGUGGUCGAGAGAAGCUAACUCGAACCUAUUUUCUCUUGCGACGAAUUUCUUUUAGUAUUUGGAUUUUUUCAGAACUUUGAAGCUCCAUUGUAGCCUCCAUUGUAGCCUUGUCAUCUUUUCUGUUCAUCUUCUACUCCUUUCACUCUUUUAAGGGAAUUUCCCUGAUUCUAUGUCCAAAGUUCUGUUUUUACAUCGCUUUUAGGUGUUUUUGUCUGUGAAGCCGUUCUCAGCAGAUAGCUAUGGUGCUUAUUUUUGUGGUGGUUUGUGUCAUGCUACCACUGGAAACUAACAUGUUACUUCGUC